Sphenostylis stenocarpa is the source of this 1050-nucleotide messenger RNA. Lineage: Eukaryota; Viridiplantae; Streptophyta; Magnoliopsida; Fabales; Fabaceae. The record is from the annotation of a GenBank genome assembly.
AUGGGAAAAGGUGGAUCUCUGAGUGAUGGGGUGGUGAAGAAGAUUGUGCUCUCCUACACCUACGUGGCCAUAUGGAUCUUCCUCAGCUUCACCGUCAUCGUCUACAACAAGUACAUCCUCGACAAGAAGAUGUACAACUGGCCCUUCCCCAUUUCCCUCACCAUGAUCCACAUGUCUUUCUGCGCCACCCUCGCCAUCCUCCUCGUACGCGUCUUCCGCCUCGUUGAGCCAGUUUCAAUGUCACGCGAGAUUUACCUCUCCUCGGUCGUCCCCAUCGGCGCCCUCUACUCCCUCUCCCUCUGGCUCUCCAACUCCGCCUACAUCUAUCUCUCCGUCUCCUUCAUCCAGAUGUUGAAGGCACUCAUGCCCGUCGCCGUUUACUCCAUCGGAGUCCUCCUCCGGAAAGAGUCCUACAAAAACGACACCAUGCUCAACAUGCUCUCCAUCUCCCUCGGUGUCGGCGUCGCCGCAUACGGCGAGGCGCGCUUCGACACCUGGGGCGUCCUCCUCCAGCUGGGCGCCGUCGCCUUCGAGGCCACGCGCCUCGUUAUGAUCCAAAUCCUGCUCACCUCCAAGGGGAUCUCGCUCAACCCCAUCACCUCGCUCUACUACGUCGCCCCCUGCUGCCUCGUCUUCCUCUCCGUCCCCUGGAUCUUCGUCGAGUACCCUGUCCUCCGAGAGACCUCCACCUUCCAGUUCGAUUUCGUCAUCUUCGGGACCAACUCCCUCUGCGCCUUCGCCCUCAACCUCGCCGUGUUUCUCCUCGUCGGGAAGACCUCCGCGCUCACGAUGAACGUCGCCGGCGUGGUCAAGGACUGGCUCCUGAUUGCCUUCUCGUGGUCGGUUAUUAAGGACACUGUGACGCCGAUUAAUUUGUUCGGGUACGGGCUCGCGUUCCUUGGCGUGGCGUAUUACAACCACUCCAAGUUGCAGGCGCUGAAGGCCAAGGAGGCGCAGAAGAAGACCGCGCAGGCCGAUGAGGAGGAAGGGAGAUUGCUCGAGGACAGAGAUGCCGACGGAAUGGGCAAGAGAAACGACCAGCAGAAUUAA